Plodia interpunctella (Indianmeal moth) is the source of this 3603-nucleotide messenger RNA. RefSeq lists its product as uncharacterized. NCBI's taxonomy places the organism in Eukaryota, Metazoa, Arthropoda, Insecta, Lepidoptera, Pyralidae. The record is from RefSeq and is a predicted model, not a curated record. The transcript is spliced from 14 exons. The coding region runs from base 301 to 2394 and encodes 697 amino acids. Gene Ontology annotation, cellular component: cytosol.
AUUAACAUAGCCUAGUAGCUUAGAGAAUAGCUUAGCAGCCAUCGCAUCGCUCAACUCAACACAACAGGCCAACAAGUUUACUUUGUAUGCAUUUCAUUUCCAAUAACCAAAAAAAUAUUAAAAAAUAGACUAGAAAUUUGUUGUUCCAUAAAAAUGUAUAAUGAGACUGAUUCAUAGUUUUCAUAAUUUUAUUUGAACUGGAAAAACAUAUUAUUAUAAUAGUUGUAUAAAUUACGUAGUGGGUUAAUUUGCGGUGUUUUGGACCUAUUAUUGGAUUAUUUCUAAAGAAGUUAUCUCGCAAUGGCUACUCGAAAAAGAAGUGGUUCUGGGUCUAAAAGGCACCUUAAAGAGAAAGUUGUACAGAUUUAUGAAUCUUUCUUUAGAGGUGAAGACCUGACAAGUGAUAACCCUACAUUUUGGGAUGAAUUUUUUUUGUUAAAACCUAAAAUCCCUCAGCUUGAAGCCGAAAUUCUCAAAUUAUCAGCAGAGCAACUUAUAAAUAUGAAAGAAAGUAUUAACCUUCUUGUUUCACAAUGUAUAGAAAUGUUAGGUCAAGAACAUCAUAUCAGAUUGGUGUAUGCUCUACAAACAUUAAGUGCUGUAUUAGUCACAAUGUAUCAAAGAAUGGGGCAAGAUCCCAACUUGAAUAUCAAAGAAAUAUUGAUUGGUACAGAUAAUGCAAAUGUGAAGAUGCAGAAAUUAUUUGAACACUGCAGCACCAUUUUGUCAGGUGAUGUUCCCGAUAGUUUGAAGUCAAUGGUGCUAAAACUGUUGUUGGUGAUAGCAACUGGUUUAGAUAACAUUGAUGACAAUCCACUGGUUGAAUAUCUGAUGAUGAACUCUUUGUUUGAGCCCUUAGUUCAGUUAUUGUGUACUUCCACUGAGAGACAGCAGCAUGGUUAUGAUGUUGUAUUGCUUUUGAUGUGUUUAGUAAAUUAUAAGAAACAGGAGUCUGCCAACCCUUAUGUUGUUAAGUUAUCUAUACUUGAUGAUGAACUGGCUUUAAAUGGGUAUGGUCAAGUGAUAACUACAUCAUUAAACGAUUUUGUGAUGUCAACAUUUGGAGGUAUGCAGGGGGGUGGCGGCGGAGGCUGGCUGUCAUCUCUCACCAGCAUGGUGGGGGGAAUCUUCCUCACCAGUGAUGAUACUCAACCAGUGGUUCGGGGCCAAAGGAAUAGUGGGUGCGAGUGCGGCAUGCUGCUGUCGCUGUACGAGGCGGCGCACCUCAACCGCAACUUCAUGACGACGCUGGCGCACUCGUCGUCCGCCGCCGCCUCCUCCGCGCCCCCCUCCCCGCCCGCCACACUGCCCCCGCACCAGGACUUCGGCAGCAGCGGACAUAGCGUGUUGAGCGCCACGAAGAUUACCCCACCAAAUCUGUCGCAGAUUCAAGCACUUGAUAAUGAACAACCUACAAACUUAUUAGUCACAUUCUUCCAAUAUUGUUCAAUAGUAAUGGCGGACACCCGCAGCGAGGCGAGCCUCAACAAAUGCAGCCUGUGCUUCAUCAUCCUCACCUGCAUCGUGGAGGAGCAGUUCGCCAACUCCAUCAUGCACGACCAAAAUCUUACAUUCAAGGUCCAAUUGUAUAGACUUCCAAUGAGGCAUAGAAAAAUAGUGCCUGAAGAACCACCAUCGCAGCCGCUAGCCUCCACGUUAAUUGACUUGCUGGUGGAGUUCAUGAUGUGCCACCUGCUGAAGAAGUUCCCCGGGUCGCUGUACCAGCAGUGCUGCGGCGUGCUGGUGCGCGUGCUCAGCUACCAGAAGCGCGCGCGCGUGCGCCUCGUGCGCGACUGGCGGCCGCUCUGGGCCGCGCUCAUCGCGCUGCUCAAGUUCCUCGUCGCCAACGAGGCCGCGCUGCUCAGGAGGCACAACAUCUUCCUCGUCCAGCAGCAGGUUGUGAAUAUAUUCAACCUGUUCAUUACGUUCGGCGACACAUUCCUGCCCACACCCGCCUCCUACGAUCAGUUGUACUACGAGCUUAUUAGGAUGCAUCAAGUGUUCGACAACCUCUUUUAUAUGGCGUUGCGGUACUCGACGGGCGACGGCGAGUUCAAGGCUGAAGCGCUGCGGCUGGCCAACUGCUUGGUGAACGUGCGCGCCAUCAUACAGCACUUCACGCCCAAGAUCGACGGCUGGCUGGCGGACCAGAGCCUCUCCACGCCCACCGAACAUCAGAUAUUGGAGGUGGUCCGCAAGAACUACGACAGUCUGAUCCUCAAGCUGCAGGAAGGCCUGGAGAGCUACGAGCGGUACUCCGAGCGGAGCCACCGGCCGCUGCUGCGGCGGCUGCUGCUGUCCGCGACCUCGUCCGCGCGCGCGCGCGGCGACCACCACCUCUGCUCCGAGGCCGCCGCCGCACUCUCGCACUACAGCGCCAGGGACAACCUAUGAAACUAUUACAUUACCUUGCUCCUGGCAGCAGAGACAUGCUUCCAAUGGAUAAAACGAGUAACAACAAGUGAACAUAUUUGAAUAUGGAACUUAUUUUGGGAUAUCAUCAUAGAAGAAAAAAAAGACAAAAAAUUGAUGCUCUUUUUUCUUCUAAUUUUAUGGUAAAAACUGUAAUGCAAUUUUUUAUUGUAUCAAGCAAAAUGUUAUAAUGGUAAGAUGUACCUAAGGAGAAUGAUUCAUUACGGUCUACAUUGUUUAAUCUUUAAGGUGGGUAAUUGAUGUUUGAUUGAUAUUGAGAGUGAAACUUUGUUGCGAAAACGAUUAUUAAUUUAUUUAGACCGCACUGUAAUUAUAUGGUUUGGCAUUGGUUCAAUAAUUUUUAAAAUAAUUUUUAGCCCACAAAAUGUAAAAUUGUUCAAUCCUCUUAUGUCCAUCGUCGUGGCCAAAUAGCUGUCAAUGUUAAAAAUAUAUUGACAAGUUCACAUGUUCCUUUUUGGUGGUAUACAUUUCUAAAUAAUACUAACGUUUUGUGUUAAUAUUGUUUGCAAAGAAUAGGUUAGCUUUACCUUUUCACCAUAUAAUUGACUAAUUAAACUAAGUAUAUAAGGUAUAAAUUUAUUUAUUAAAGCAAUAAAACUAUUAGGUCUUCGACUAUAAUAUCGCUAGUAACGAAUUGAAAUACUUCAUGUAACUUUAUGGAUAUAUUUGCAAAUUAUAAUCCUUAUUGAGUGUACUUAGCAAUAUUAUAAAUUAUACUUCAUUAUAUAUAUAGUAUCCUGGCAUUUUAUAUAAAUCAUAUAUAAAUCUCUAUGAUCUCUGAUGAGCCAACAAGACUUACAAAUUGCUUUAGGGUUAUAGAAAAUUAUUUGGAAGAAUUUUAGUGCAAAUUAUGUUACCUAAUAGAAAAAUGUGGCCUUAAUUAUGGUGGGACAAUCCCGCACUCGCGCAGUCAAAUCAACAGUUAUUUAUUACAUAGUAAGGGGUAAAUAUUUAUAUGCUUGUUUUCUGUUCUUUUAUUUAUUAAUACUCCAUAAUCAGAUUUUGUAAAAAAUCAUGAGUAUCAUUUAAUUGAGGCCAAAGUUUAUUAUGUUUAAUACUUCCCCUAAGAGCUUUAUAAUAUGAAUUGUAGCUUGUAAUUAUACCAAUUGGGUAUUGAAAUAUAUAAAAUCUAUAUCAUUUUAUAUCAGUUAAUAAAUUAUUUUUGUCAAA